AUGGUUAAGAACGAUUACGAGAAAGUAAACUCUGACGAAGAAGGCAAAAAUAAUGUCAACCCAGUUCUGAAUGCCAACAUCUUCUCCCGAAUUACAAUAUGGUGGAUGAACAAAAUCUUUGUUACGGGAAACAAACGGCCACUGGAGGAAGACGACUUAUUUCCACUCUUAGAAGAAGAUAAAUCUGAAGUAUUAACAGAAAAUUUACAAGAGGAGUGGAACAAGGAACUGAAGAAGAGGCAUCAAGGCAAACGGCCGAGAUUUUGGAAGGCUUUGAUGCGAGUUUGCCCAUGGUAUGAAUAUUUCUCAAUUGUCGCUCUGGUUCUGACAGACAUGGCAAACAGAAUGACACUGCCAGUUUUGCUUGGUUUCCUGAUCUCUUACUUGAUGGGAAUACGUCAGUUGGAUGUUAGUUUCAAAUAUAUCCUACCCACUUUUAUAUGUAUCACAUCCUUGGGAAGAAACCUCGCUCAACAUCAUUAUCAAAACAGGUCUGCUCUUUUAGGGAUGCGAUUUAGAGCGGCAGCCACUGGUUUACUUUAUAAAAAGGUGAGUAUAAGAUUUACUACAUUCGAAGGUUAAAAAUGUAAAGGUUACAUUCACAUUCCAACCAAUCUAAGUCGCAACUUUUUGAUAAUAGCAGACUCCGAAUUUCAACAUUCUUUACAUUUCAAAAAAGUGCCGAUUUUAGAAUAAAACGGCCAUCGAAAAACUUGAGAUUAAUGUAACGAAUACUAGGACCUUUAAAGAAACAUCUAGUAAGUUUUUAAGCCAGAGUUGUUCUAGAAUUGUUUCUAAACACUAUAUUUGCAUAUUAAUGCAAGCCUCAUGAAAGUAUAUUUGAACACGCCAUCCAUAGAAAAUCUAUAGAUUUUAAAGACUAGAGAACUCUUUGAAAUAUCAGCUAAAAAGGUCAUUUUUCGAAACUAAAACACUGUUAACUAUUGAGAAACACGAGUCAACUAAUUUUUUGCGCGUAGACGUUUCUCAACCGUAAAUUUCUCUCCUUUAUCUUUGAUCAGGGACGCGUAAAAAUAAAAAACGCCAACGCUUCCUUUGUUGUGAAUUGUUGCGCCCGAAAUAACAUAGCUUUCCCAAUUUUAACGGCUUCCAUUUGCAAACGAUGUACUGAACAGUAGAUUAUUAAAUAAAUAAAUAAGGUAUCAUAGUCCCAUGGUAGUGCCUCACGCUAUCUAAACGAUAUUUCCUAAAAGAUUGGUUUAUCAACAGAGACUCACUUCUGAUCAUGUUGGCGUGAAACACCUCUUGGCGGUAAACUUAAUAUUUUUUUGUUUGGAAGCCCAUUAUAUUUGCAUAAUUUGUCACAAGGCAGAAUGCAAAAAAAAACUUUGUCAAAUCAAGCAUCACGAGAAAGUAUCAGUUAUGUCAACGCACCAAAUUCAGUAAUUUUCAUAGUGUUUCAAAUGGGAAAACGUAUUAAAACACCAAAGGCAACCGAUUGAAUACGUCCCAUCUCGUUUUGUAUUUGCUGUUUGACUUGAAAGGCUCACACACCCUUCAUCAAAGAUUUUAUGUGCAAUUGGACAAGAAUACUUUUAGGGGACGCAAAAUUAGUUCCUAAAUGCUUAUUAUUGAUAAGAGAUGUGUUGUGAAAAGAAAAAAAAAACACCUUUCAAUUUUUUCGAAGGAAUGUGAAAGAUCAUCUAGGCUAAAUAUUAAGCGAAUACCUUGUUGUUUUUUACCGGUUAUUGGGAAAUAAGGAUUUAGAGAGGGCCGGCCAUUUUGUCUUGUAACAAUCAAGCGGUUUUUUUUAGGUUAUUGCAUACAAUCACAUUAUUUGUAUAUUAUUGAUAAAACUUAUAUCAUGUGGUAUUAAUUUUGUUAUGGUUCGGUAAACAAUUUGCUUUCCAAUUUUUAAAGAAUUCACUCGACAGCCAAACCCAUUCAAAUUUUGAAAUACAUUACUUUUCUCGACCAUGAACCAGAAUCUAUUUAAAGUACGCUCGGCAUUGAUGUACCUGAUGCCAGGAGCCUUCUGCAGUGAAACAAAACUUUAAAAAAUUAAACAUAAAUAAUGACAACAUGGAUUAUAUCUUCGGUUUGGUAGCUCCGAAAAGCCUGCUAAAGAAUGCCAAAAUACUGAGGUAGUUGGUGGUUGACGAUCCGAAAAGCACCGAAAAGUAGAAUACCUUGUACAUCUCUUCAGUUCACAGCCAACAGCUUGGCGAAAGUUGUUUAGUUUUACAGAAAUCCUUCCCCUAUUGGAACUAUGGAGGUAAAUUCACCUGAUAAUGCCAUCAUUUGAUCCUUGUAGAGAUGUUUUGCACCAAAAAUUAGAGCAGCAUGAAAAAAUUUAAUUCAUUUUUCCCAAAAAGAAGUAUUUAGAAAUCGGUAACGGACCUAACUGUUUAAUUAUCACGAAUGAUAUCCUAACACUCCAAACAUGGGUACAUAUCUAAGACUUUUUCCUGGCCGAGCGUAAGGGCUGCAUCGGGGAAUAAUUGGCCUGAAGUUGUGACGGUACGGACCGAACACACUGAAGUCCGUACGCCUUGAGCAGGCGAGGUUGGUAAGUAGUAUAUUAUAUGGCACUCUAACAAAACUUGGUCAUUUUUAAUUUUCUGGCUCUCGCGGAUUUACCUCAGGACCACCUUGCCAUAUAAUAACGUAAUAAUAAUUGAAGGUAAAAGAUUAAUUUCUUAAUGUUGUUGUUGCUUUAGGUACUGCGCAUGAGCCAAUCAAAGCUUGCAAAGAUAACAUCCGGUCAUGUGAUCAACUUGGUAUCCAAUGAUAUCCAGCGACUAGAUCUAGCCACUCAAAACCUCUUCGCGUCACUGCGAUCCCCGUUCGAUCUCGUGGUUCUAGGAAUUCUUCUUUGGACUCUGAUUGGCUGGCAGGCAGUUACAGGUUUAGCCUUUGCUCUCAUUCUCAUUCCCUACGAAGCCGAGAUGACAGGUUGGGUUGCUAAGUUACGAAUGCAAGCGGCAAGAGUUACAGACAAGAGACUCGCAGUAAUGAAUGAAAUUGUCUCUGGAAUACGCGCGGUGAAAAUGUACGCUUGGGAGUGGCCAUAUCGAGAUGCAGUGCGUGCGAUCAGAAGGUGUGCAGAACUUUUCUUUCGUUUUCUAGGGAGCUAAGUAGAAUUUGGCAGAACCAGUAUGUGAAACUACCGGAAAUUUGUUAUCGAAAGAAAGAUUUUGGCCAGAUUGGAAACUACUGAUAUAUUCUCGCCCCGCAGGUAUCUUAAGAGCUGCCUUUCUUAUUUUUUACUUUAGGUCUGAGCUUUCCUUCCUGCGCAAAAUCUACAACAUUCUUUCAACCUUCGCUUCACUACAGCACACCUACGAUAGUGUAAUCUGUCUUAUUGCCUUUAUAACACUCAUAUUCACUGGAAUUCGCCUAACACCCUUCAACGUAUUCACCAUGGUCGGACUCUUGUCUGAAAACAGGCGAUCUCUUGUCUAUGGUCUCACAGACGGGAUGCAGCUCAUCGCUGACUGCUUUGCAUCUCUUGAAAGAAUCGAGUCAUUCCUUUUGAUAGAGGAAUUGAAUGGAAAUGGGAAUGGAAAGGAAGAAAAUCAUCCAGAGGAAACAACGGGAAAUGAAAAUGGCGACGAAGAAAAGGCCACAGACAAGGAAAGUUCCUCAGGAAAACCUUUUUUAAAGGUAGAUCAAAGAAAUUUUUAGGGUUAUAGUUGUCUUUACUAAUAAUAUUUGAUGUAAGAGGUUAGCGAGCAAGCGAUUAAGACAGUUAAAAGUUAUGGGAAAUGUCGAGUGUGCUUUGAUUGUCAAUGAGGGGUCUUGCAGAGAAUUUGACCUGGGAUUAAGCCUUUUAAUUCAGAGUCGCAAAGGACCAAAUUUAGGCAAAGAAAAGGAGGUAAGUGCGGCAGAUAUUCGUAUGAAAGUUAAUUUCGAUCUGUUGAUCUUGGUAAAAGCAUGAUAAUGGCGGAACGCGUUAAGAUAACUUUCGUCGAUGAAAACGACUUUACAAAGAGGGAAAGCGUGCGGAAGCGUGGGAUAAAAAGCUCUCGGUUAAAGCAGUCCCUCUUACAAAUUUCCUUCAUAAAAAUUUUCAGGCUUCCAACAUAACUUGUCACUGGAAUGGCCAGAACGAAGCCUCAGUUCUCAACGACGUUAGUCUCGAGGUAACCGAAGAGAGAUUACUUCUAGUGACGGGUCCUGUUGGUUGUGGCAAAUCAUCUCUUCUCUUAGCAUUUCUUGACGAGCUACCACCAAGCACUGGUAAAAUAACUCACAAUGGGAGAAUAGUCUACGUUCCUCAAACCGCUUGGGUUUACAGUGGCACACUUCGUGAUAAUAUUCUCUUCAAUCAGCCAUUUGACCAGGAGAAAUAUGACAAAACUAUCGAAGCAUGCGAUUUGAAGAAGGACAUUGCCAUGUUACCCGAAGGUGACAAAACUCUCCUAGGGGAACGCGGCGCCAGUUUAAGUGGAGGUCAGCGCGCUCGUGUUAAUCUGGCGCGUGCAGUGUACAGUGAUGGUGACAUCUAUUUGAUGGACGAUCCCCUUAGUGCUGUUGACGCGAAAGUUGGAAAACACAUCUUUGAGAACUGCAUUAACGGAUUGCUCAGUAACAAGGUGCGCGUACUUGUUACACAUCAACUGCAGUAUAUGAAGAGCGCAGACUACAUUGUUAUCCUAGACAAGGGCAGUGUUGUGAAGCAAGGCAAAUAUGAGCAGAUGAAAGAAGCAGGAUUGGAUAUUGAGUCACUCGAGAAAGAGUUUGAACUCGGACAUGAAAAGUAUCAUGAAGUGGAGGGAGGAAAAGUGACCGUUACAUCGGAUCAGGUGUGAACAAAAUUCCGUCUGUUCAUAACACCUUGUGUAGAUAAAGCAAUUUCUGAUGAUCAAGCAAUAUAUUACAUUUACCGUUCAUAGCUAAUUCUAGUUUUAGACGAUUGUCUCUUAGUCUCUUCAGAGAAUUGGUCAACUGUAUUUUCACAGAAAGAAGGGUAUUACGUUGUUCAGAAAAGAGAAAGGAACGAUAGGUCAUCAGACUCAGUCUAAGAGAAGACGACGAGGAAAUAGCGCACUCGCAUAUGAUUUGUACAGUUUACAAGCGCAAUGUAACACUAAGGAAUAACCUUAGACGACGUAUCAAGGGACUUUCAUGUAUGGUACAUUCUCGGUUUGCAUUCUGUUUUUGUUAGCAAUGCAUCUAUCUAAAGAAAGAGACGGGAAGACGAAAACAGCUUCGAAACUAACAUCAAAGAUAUUUGGACAAACACAAAGCUAACGAAAAAUGCAUGACUGUAUUGUUCCGUUUUCAUUUAUUUUCAGGAGAACAGCAAACGUGCUGAGCGUCGAGAAAGCGACUGUUCCUCAGGUUUAGCUGGAAAAGGUAUGACUGCUUCUCAAGAAGAUCGCAUCGUAGGUACCAUAUCUGCAAAACUUUAUUGGAACUACUUCAGAGCAGGCCUUCACGGGAUACUUUUAUUGGCUCUGCUGUUACUUUUCCUUAUUGCCCAAGGUGAGUGAAUCUCUUUAAAAGAAAGAUUACGAGAAUUUAAGUCUUAAUCGGUAGGAACUGUCCGUAGUGAUAUUAGUAGUUUGGCAGUAUAUAUGGACGUGUAACGCGGUCGUAUUGGGUUAUAACGGAACGGUACAUAAGGAGAAAAAACCGUGCGUGUGGGCCAUUCGUUCGUCGGUUUUUUCUCUUCUUCGAGGAAGAGAGUUGUUUAUCUUGAUCUUCCUUCAAUAUUGUUUGUUGAUAUUCCUCUUUUUCAUUUUCUUAUAGCAUCAAUCAUUUCACCUAAUCUGUGGCUAGUACAUUUAACAAGAAUGAAAUGGGUUGAACAGAAACACAAGUUGAACCUGAUAAUCUAUGGCAGCUUGGUAGGCGGAGCACUCUUUCUAGCUGUUCUUCGAGGCCUUUUGUACUACUAUACCACGCUCAGAUGCUCCGAGAACCUGCACGAUCGAAUGGUCUUAUCCAUGCUUCAGUCUCCUGUGUACUUUUUCGACACGAAUCCCUCUGGAAGGAUAUUAAACAGGUUUUCAAAGGAUAUUGGAAUUGUGGACGAGUUCCUCCCGCCGACUUCACUGCUCGCUGUGCAAUACAUACUACAGACGCUAGCGUCUGUUUGUGUCACGUGCGCUACAAACUACUGGGCGGUCAUUGGUGUCAUUCCUAUGAUCAUUGGUUUCUUUGGAAUUAACAGGUAACUUACGAGCUAGUUAAAAACGCUCGGCAAUUGUAUAUGUUAACAAAUAGAGAGAUUUAGCAUCGAUUUUCAUGAAACGUGGACGCCAAGAGUGAUCACGUGACCACGAUUUCUCGCCAUUUUUUCAAGUUUACCGGUUGCGCUUUGCUGUUUCUACGUGAAAGUAAAAAAGAUUGCUGGGAAAAGAUUGCACCAACACUAUUUCCUGUAAGUUAUACCCGGAAAGAUGAAGUUUCAUGCUUAAAAUCCUUCAAAUGCCGCACUUUUCGUCAGCAGACAGCCGCAAAAAUUCACGUUGACUCCUCAUCGAAACUCGAAGUAAAGUGAGCUCACGCGUAGCUAAAGCAGUAAAGUUCGUGCUAUUUUCCGUGAAAGGGCAAGAUGACGUUUGUCGUUUCUCGUAAACGCGGUGUUAAAUCUCUUAAAUGUUAUGGGCAUACACUGCGUAUUGUGCAUGCGUUCUUUUGGCCCGUAAGGUAAGUAUACCCCUUGAAAAGUGAAAGUUUUAUUCUCAAACUUAUAACUAGAUUAGAAAGGUCCGUUUUUUUUAGGCAGUGGCAUCACUUAGCAUAAAUGUAAGUUUUAGGAAAAAUGAUUGUAAAUUUAACAAUAAAACAUGGCCUACAGUGAACCCUGUUGUUUUCAAGCUAGGAGCUCUGUUUCUACUUGCUUUUAGGUGACCUGUAUGAUUUUUAAAUAGCACCAGGAUUGGAAACAUUAAAUUCCCGGUUUAUGCUCCUAGAAAGCUUUCAAAAAACUAAUACAAUUGUGGUUAGCGAUCUACCAUUUGGUUGGGAGAAGUAGUCUAAUCCUUUGAGGAUGAAUAACUUUGGACGAAAGCACAUUCUUUUCUGUUUCCGUGCAGGUAUUAUCUGAAGACUUCUCGUGAAAUAAAGCGAAUGGAAGCCAUUAGUCAAAGUCCAGUGCUGGCUCACUUGGCAGACACUCUAGAGGGAAUCAUUAUAAUAAGGACAUAUCAUAUGGAAGACAAGUUCAUGCAAGAUUUUAAUGAGUGAGUGAAAAUUAAGCCAGCAAACUAGUUUGUUUCCCAGCAAUCCAUAAAUUAAAGCUGCGUCAGUCAACUUUACCUAUAACCACAGAUUACUGAUUGUAACAUCGUAACGAAGGGGACUGGCUACGAACGCCUUUUAGAAAAUUUACCUACGAUCAACAACGUUCCAUGAUUGGGUGGAGGCUGGAAAAUACCUUAAUCAGUCUAAAUAUGUUACUCAUCAGACUUAACGAAUACUCAUUGUUAUUCUACAGGGUGCAAGACAGAAGAAGCCAGAUUUGGUUCCUUGUGCCUCACAGCGCUCGGUGGAUGGGAAUUCGCUUAGACUUCGUGUGCACCUUGUUCGUGGCGAUAUCCACAUUCACUGGAGUAUUCUCAACAACUGAUGCAGGUAAAGUGAAACUUCUAGCUAGCUAUUCAUUCAGUUUAUUUAACAAACUUGGGACAAAGCUUCGCGAAGACAAAAUAGCUAACCGAGCUUCAACUUAUUAAAUUAGUUUCCAGAUAACAUUAAAAUUAAAAGAGGGAGGAGAACAUUUCAAAAUUUGUCACGACGAGGACAGAAAUAACUUGCAAAUAAAAAUUUCAACAUUUAGUCCUUAGAGAUACCCAGCUUUAGUAAAUAUAAUUUGUUCACUCGAAGCAUCAGAUGCUAGACAGAUGUUUCUUUUUUCAAUGUUAUACGAAUUAACAAUCCGCCAUUUUUGUCCUGUUAGGAACGCUCGGGUUAUCUCUAGUUUACGCCAUCAGUACUGUUGGUCAGCUGCAAUUUGCCAUGCGCCAGACAGCCGAUGUUGAAAACAUGAUGACAGCAGUGGAGCGUGUCAUAACCUACACAGAGCUUCCCAAGGAGCCGACGUAUGACAUCAAUAACAAGCCCCCUCCAGACUGGCCCCAGGAAGGUGCCCUUCGUUUUGAGGACCUUUCUCUGACGUACUACGAGGGAGGACCACAAGUCCUAAAGAAGAUUUCAAUAAACAUCAAUGCAAGAGAGAAAGUUGGCGUAGCUGGACGAACCGGAGCUGGUAAAUCGUCUUUGGUAUCCGCCUUAUUUCGAAUGCCAGAACCAUCUGGGAAUAUUUACAUUGAUGAUUUAGCACUGAGCUCAUUUAAUGUUCAGAGCACACGACCAGUGAUUUCUGUCAUCACUCAAAACCCCACUCUGUUUAGUGGGCCGUUGCGCAUAAAUUUGGAUCCAUUCUCCCGUUUCUCGGACGUGGAGGUAUGGAGCGUGUUAGAACAAGUUCAAAUGAAAUCGAAAAUCAUGGAGCUUCCGGGAGAACUUUAUUUCGAACUCUCCGAGUCAGGAAACAAUUUUGGUGUCGGGGAGCGCCAGCUACUUUGCUUGGCAAGAUCUUUGUUGAAUAAAAACAAGAUCAUCGUAAUGGAUGAAGCGACAGCCAAUGUGGAUUUUAGCACAGAUAGAAGAAUUCAAGAGACAAUAAGAAGCAAAUUUCAAGAUUGUACCGUAAUCACCAUAGCGCAUCGUUUGAAUACGAUCAUAGACUAUGACAAAGUGCUAGUAAUGGACAAAGGAACAGUUGUAGAAUAUGACAAACCAAGUGUUCUUCUACAAAACAAGGAUGGGGUUUUAACAGAAUUAUUUCGAAAUCAGCAAGUAGCCCUAUCUUAGUAAAAACCUUAUAUUAGUCAACCAAUUAAUGGACAAAAAAGGUAGUGUUUCGAGAGAACAUUUUUUUUUGGAAUAGAAACGAAAUUUAACCUUCCUUUUCGAAGGAAAUUUUCAGGAAUCGCACGGGAAAAGUGGGAGGAGAAUUGGUAGAUUUUUGUUGUCUAAAAACAGAUCAAUCUAAUAGCUUCGAUGGCCUCUCGAAAAUUCUUCCUUAAAAUAUUCAUAAAUUAUAUUUUUGGAAAAGUGUUCUUUAUACGAAAUUGGCUAAUGCUAUGAUAUUUUUUCUUCUGAGAGGAGAUCUUUUAAUUCGAUUGAAGUUUGGUCUUAUUAAACCAAAGUGCCUACGAACAACAGGAAUAUUUCACUUGAGAGUGACACAGUUUAGGAUAUUUCUGGUAAAUAUGGAUUGAAAAUAAUGAAAUGAACAAUGAGCUAUUUUCAAAAGAAAACUCGUAAUGAAAUUGGUGAAGCGGAUAAUACUUUCUUGACAAUUAAAUUACCAAUAACUGAGCCUAUCGUUACAUACUUCAAUCGGGACUAUUAAUUUCUCAUGUGGAUGAUCGAAUGUAUCACGCCGUCGUUCAAACGUGUAUUAAUGAAAUAUUUAAGGGUUUUAAAAUAUGAAUUUAGGUUAAGUUAAAUAGAGGACCCUAAGUUCAGU
Pocillopora meandrina is the source of this 9451-nucleotide messenger RNA. The record is from the annotation of a GenBank genome assembly. NCBI's taxonomy places the organism in Eukaryota, Metazoa, Cnidaria, Anthozoa, Scleractinia, Pocilloporidae.